CAAAUAAAUAAAGAUAAUUCCAAAUUCAGGCAGAAUAAACACUUUUCCACUAAUUAUGAGCCUACCUGUAAAACUUACAGGGAUGCACUUUUUGCAUUAAAAAAGUUCUGUUUUUAUAAUAAAAAUAUAAAAUAAAGUAGAAGAAGUUACACGGUAUUCUUGGCCCAGUUAUUCUUCUCUUCACAGAUAUUUUAUGUCCCCAACCACAAUUCAAGAAUAAAUUAGGACAAAAAUACAACUUUUAAUCUAUUUACAAGAAUGUUAGAUGCAACACAAAGUGAUAUUUUUUUCCCAAGGUUUCCAUCUGUUGUCAUGGUAACUAUGACCACAUUUACUCAUGUACAUAUAUUAAGAGUUAGACCUUAGUUCAUCAAAAUCUACUUUUAACUGCUUUAUUAAAACUUGACUGAAUACAGGAAGAGUUUUCAAACGAAGGUUGACCCAGCAGACAAAUUUGAGUUUUCUUUAAUCUAAAACAGGGGUGCCCAAAGUUGGUCCUCGAGGGGCGGCAUCCUGCACGUUUUAGUUCUCUCCCUGGUAACCAACAACCUUUUCAGCAUGUCAAUGUUCUUCUUAGGCCUACUAACGAGCCAUUAUUUGAUCCAGGUACGUUAAACCAGGGAGAGAACUAAAACAUGCAGGAUGCCGGCCCUCCAGGACCGACUUUGGGUACCCCUGAUCUAAAAUAAUAAACAUCUGGACGCCUCUCAUUUAGCAAGGACAAACAUUUGAAUCUGCAAUCCUGUUCCUACAAAAAGAAUCUGAUUAUUUGUUUAAUUAAAAUAGUUCAUGCUUAGUUUAUUGUUAUGUAGGUAAAAAAUAUUUCAACAUAUUUAGUGAUUUUAGUUUUUUUUAAAUGAUAUUUGUUGACCUGCGAGAAUGUUUGAGCUGAUGACAUUACAAAAAGUCUGGACUCGCCUGACGUUCAGAAUAAAACACCUGCAGAUGAAACACCUGUCCCUCUGCAGGUGUUUUAAGCUUUUGUCCCGCCCAGGCCCGCUGUCCGCGCCUUGAUGCAUGAUGGGAUACCGGCGGGGUCUGGUUGCGGACGCGGCCGGCUUGCAGCUCAGGUUUCGUCCCUCCGGUCUGGCAGGACCACAUCACUGCGGAGCUGUGAGCUCACCUGUGGCUGCGCUAUAAAAAGUCCUCAGCAUGCCGGCGUCCAACCAGGGCUGGCCCGAGGACUUCGGCUUCCAGCUGGGCGGAAGCGGACCCAGCUACAUCCUGUGGGUGGAGGAGGGCAGCAGCGCCCACCUGGCCGGGCUGCAGGCGGGGGACCAGGUCCUGGAGAUCGAGGGCCACAACGUGUCCACUUUGGCCCCGCAGGCCGUCAUCGCCAUCGCACAGACGCAGAAGAACAUCCCGCCCAGCAUCGGCGUGGUGUCCCGCAUCCAGCAGAUGGACAUCGUUCCGGGUCCGGACAGUCGUUUUGGCUUCACCAUCGUGGGAGACUGCCCCCUGCUGGUGGAGGACUGUUCACCGUGCUCCCCCGCUGGCCGGGCCGGGCUGCGGGCCGGAGACUUCGUCAUGGAGGUGAACGGGAUCCCCGUCAGGCACCACGAGAUGGCCGCCGCGCUCAUCAAGGCGUCGCAGGGCCGGACGCUGCGCCUGGGCGUGCUGAGCCUGGGGCCCCGGCACAAACGCAGCACCAGCCUGGAGGACGGCCCGGCGGGCGGCGAGUGGGCCCGGCUGGACCGCAAGCACAAGGCUCUGGAGUUCAACAUGAAGGUGGAGCAGCUGCUGGGCGAGGCCCCGGAGGUGAAGGAGAAGCUGUUCUCCGUGCUGAAGCAGUACGCGGCAGAGAAGAAGGUGGAGUGGCUGGCCUCGGUGCUGCCGGAGGUCCUGACCACCGCAGAGCAGCGGCAGCUCAUCUCCAGCAUCAGGUAGAGGUCGGAGCGGCUCCCCGCCUCCAUCGGGACGGGCGGAGUAGAAAACACAUGUCAGUGGUUCCCAGUGUUCCCAGUCAGCCAGCCUGUCAGAUCUGGAAGAAUCAACAUUAAGGUCUGUUUGAGCCUUCCUCCUGGUUAACACCUGAAACAUUGAGGUGAAUUUUCAGUUUGUUUAAACGAUGAUCAGGAGCUUUAAAGGAACAAAGCGAUCUAAGCUGAGAAACUCUGUGCUGGGAACAGAGCAGUGAGUGGGCCACUGCUGCCUGCUGCAGAACAUUUAUUUAUAUCCCAGCGGUCUGCUGCCUGCAGCCAGCAGGGGGCGCUGGCAGCACCAGGCUUUCAUCCUGAUUGGUUCCAGAAAAACACCAAACAUGCAUCUGUGAAACAGAUGACGGCUCCUCUAAAGGGAGAGAAACUGCUGACAGCCCCCAGAGUCACAGCCAUUUAAAGGUACAGCGCGUAUUUAUUCAUUACAGCUUCUGUCUGAAAUAUUGGCAGAAAAUACUGAGUCCUUCUAGAGCAGGGGUGGGCACUCCUGGUCCUCGAGGGCCGGUGUCCUG
This is a messenger RNA of Xiphophorus maculatus (southern platyfish), 2449 nucleotides long. RefSeq names its product delphilin-like. The transcript is spliced from 4 exons. Bases 1153 to 1887 code for a protein of 244 amino acids. The record is from RefSeq and is a predicted model, not a curated record. Gene Ontology annotation, molecular function: protein binding. NCBI's taxonomy places the organism in Eukaryota, Metazoa, Chordata, Actinopteri, Cyprinodontiformes, Poeciliidae.